AUGGCCAACAGAACUACCGCUGGUGGAAUCGGAUUCGCCGUCAGACAAAAGGUUUGGUUUUGAAUUUUCGGAAAUUCAUAAUUUUUGUUAUUUUCAGCAAGACUCAAAAUUCAUUGAAGAAGAAGGAGCUUUGUUGUUGGAAUGGAUUAAGAAAUUAUCGGGAGAAAAUAUCAACACUGCUGGAAAUCGCGAUAACUUCUACAAUUUGCUCAAGGAUGGAUCAUUAUUGUGCAAGUAAGUGUUUCUUUAUGUUUUUUUUUUGAAACUAAAACAAAUUAUUUUUAUUUCAGACUUGCCAACGGAAUUGAAGCUGGUUCAGUGAAAAAGAUUCAAAAACCAAUCUCAACUUUUGCUUGCAUGGAAAAUAUCAACGCAUUUGUCGAAUUUGCAAAGAAACAAGGAGUUCCAAAUGAGGAAACAUUCCAAUCAGUUGAAUUGGUUGAAGGAAGAGAUUUAUUCUCAGUUUGUGUCACACUUUUGUCACUUGGUCGAAGACUUCAAAAGGCCGGAAAAACCAAUCCAUUCGCUUAA
Messenger RNA from Caenorhabditis angaria, 531 nucleotides. Lineage: Eukaryota; Metazoa; Nematoda; Chromadorea; Rhabditida; Rhabditidae. The record is from the annotation of a GenBank genome assembly.